Molecule: messenger RNA, 2098 nt
Organism: Mytilus californianus (California mussel)
Lineage: Eukaryota; Metazoa; Mollusca; Bivalvia; Mytilida; Mytilidae
Product: neuronal acetylcholine receptor subunit alpha-3-like
Exons: 7
Coding region: 563-1918 (451 amino acids)
Biological process (GO): regulation of membrane potential; signal transduction; chemical synaptic transmission
Cellular component (GO): neuron projection; synapse; postsynaptic membrane
Molecular function (GO): acetylcholine-gated monoatomic cation-selective channel activity; transmembrane signaling receptor activity
Source: RefSeq, a predicted model, not a curated record
AUUGUGAUAUUCAAGUGGCCGGUACAUUGUGUGAAAGGAGCAGUUGAGAUUUAACUAACAUUUUUAAAAGGAAUGUAAUUUUUAUUGAAUAAACUAAGCUUGAUGGAUAUGAAUCUAGCAAUUCUUUCUUUAAAUCAAGCUUGACAAGUGUAAACAGAGGUCUUACACUAUGAGUAUUUGUAUUGAUUUGCUGUUUAAGAAAGCUUGCUGAUCGCCAUCUCACAAAACCACUCUCAUUCAAUCAGAAACGUUAAAGUUUACGGUGUUAAAAUCAUUAUAAGAAACUGAUUUGACGAGCAGGCUCAUCUGAGGCUUCAGCUAACGUUCAGUCUACAUAACCUUAGUUCACUCUGUUGUGAUAUUGGAGGUGACCAGAUGCGAAAGGCAGUGUGUCAAUUUCAGAAGAGUUGAGCCAUGUAAUUUUCACAUCACUGUAACAUUACAUUUUGGCAAUAUUGACUUCCGCAGGAAGAUUUAAUUGAAGGAUAAUCAAAGGACUUAACGAUGGGUUAAGAGAUCAAAAGAUUUAAAUCUACAUCUACUGAACAUUUUUAAAAUAACAAUGUUGGAUUUGGUUAUGGUUUAUCUGGUGAUAUCUGCAUCACAUGCGGCGUAUCAAGGAUUACCAAACACUUCUAUUGUUAAUGAUGAAGAACGCCUUAUCAAAACAUUGAUGAAUGACUACGAUCCUAGAAUAAGACCAGUGAACGCAUCGAAGAGUCCAACAAUAGUCGCUCUGGGAUUAUCCAUCACAGAGAUAGUAGAACUUCAUGAAAAAGGUGAAAUACUCGAGACCACUGCCUAUGUUCGUCAAAUGUGGGAAGAUUCACGCUUGAAAUGGGAUCCAAAUCAAUUCUCAGGGACUAUGGCUGUCCAUCUACCAGCGUCAUCAGUGUGGAAGCCAGAUGUUGUGCUACUUAAUAACGUUGAUACAGAGGUAUCUAUGAAGGAACCAUUGAUAAUAUUGCUAGCUCAUGGAGCAGUAUUUUACAGUCCUCAACAUCGACUUCGAAGUCGGUGCGAAUUAGAUUUGUCUCGUUUCCCCUUUGAUUCCCAGACUUGCAUGAUCCGAUUUGGAUCAUGGACUUAUGAUACAACUCGUGUUAAUUUUACUCAUUUAGGAUCAAAGGACAAUAACAUUGAGUAUAGAGAUUUUCGAACAAACAAAGAAUGGUCUGUUCUAGAAUCUUAUGUUACAAAACUUGAAAAACAAUACGAUGGAGGUGGAGAAGAUAAAUACUCAAUAAUGGAAUACAAAUUUCACUUACAACGAAAUCCUGUGUAUUACACACAUAUGUUUAUAAUGCCUGCUGUAUUGGUGGCAGCUUUAGUGCCGUUUCAGUUUAUGCUUCCACCAGAGUCAAAAGAGAGAAUAACGCUAGGUUCUAUUCUUAUGUUAGGUUUGUUAUUGCUGUUGACGAUGUUACAGGACCUGCUCCCAGAAACACAUUCUACUGUGCCAACACUAGCAAGCUACUAUACCAUAACGGCGGUCUGGAUUGCAUUGUCAAUUCUGACGUCUAUUUGGACCAUAAAUAUCCAGUCUCGUGGGCCACGACGGCAAAAGGUUCCAGUAUUUAUACGACAUUUCUUCUUACGAGGCUUGAAAAGACUUGUUUGUCUCGGCGAUGACACCUAUUAUCCUUUGGAUGAAUCUGAGACGGUUUCCAUGCGAGGACUCGAUCGACCUCUUGACAGCAUGACGAAACCUGAUACCACGACCACACAAUCAAAGAUGGAAAAAGACAUCGAAGAAAUUUUACGUCACGUUCAUACAAUGGCUUUCAGGGCUACUGUCCUUGAAGCAAGACAGGAUGUUAGAAAUGAAUGGCACCAGGUGGCGUUAGUCAUCGAUCGUCUGUUGUGUUUUCUUUUCUUUAUAACAUUCCUUUUGUAUACAUUUGUUCUUUUAGGGUAAACGGGCAUAUGGUGUUAUGUUAUGUCUCAGACAUGACCAGGAUAAGCAAUGUAUGGUUAAUUGAUGAACUGAACGAAGAAUUAUUUUCGGUGGACCAUAGCAAGGGUACCAAAUUUGUUGUUUUUAAAUGUAUUUUUUUUCACUCUUCGUACAAAAUAAAUGUAUUUACAAGAAAACGUG